UCCUCCGCGAGUCAGCCUCGAGGAGAGAUCGCCGAUGCUUUUUUGUUCUCGUUCUCCAUCGGAUCAACAUACUCAUUUAGCCCGACGAUCAGGAAAUCGAAAACUCUACGACGCUUCAACACUUAGGAUCCGGUUCCUAAGGCACGCCAUCUUGUAGGGUCGAACAGAUGUCGCCGAUGCUCUUUUGUUCCCCUCCGACCUUCGGUUCGCCAAGCUUUCCGCCGCCGAUAGUCAGAACAACCAAGAUGGCCACGGCGACGAAAGAGGUGAUGAAUCCUCCCCUGAAGAAAUACGGCUCCGUCGUCCUCACGCUCGAAAAUGUCCUCCUGCCGCCGGAGAAGCUGUCGCCGAGUCCUUCCCAGUUGGACGGCCUGGACUCGGAGAUCGAAAUGGACCUGAGGAUCCUGGGAUGCGAGCUCAUUCAAACGGGAGGGAUCCUGCUGAAGUUACCUCAGCCAGAAGGUGCAGGGAAAACUCUUGGAUAAUUGUUUGUGAAGUGAGAGUAGCCAUUGGAGGCCAGUUCUCUCUUUCUCUGCCCAACAACCUUGGGGGCGGUUGGGCACUCCUGGGAAUCCACUAACAUCACCGCAUGAACCGAAAAUCUUCCAGACCCCUGGUUAUUUUCCAUCCGAUCGCCAUGGACAGAGUCGCCUUGUAGUGGCCAUGGCUGCAGGUCAGGUGCUGUUCCAAAGAUUUUAUUAUGCCAAGUCCAUGGUGCGGUACCCAAUGGAAACGACUGCCAUGGCCUGCAUCGCCCUGGCAUCCAAGAUUGAAGAAGCCCCACGUAAGAUCAGGGAUGUCAUCAAUGUUUUCAACCACGUCAGACAAGUGAAGAACGGAAAGACCAUCCAGCCAGUGAUCCUUGACAGUAAUUAUAUCGCACUGAAAAACCAGGUGAUCAAAGCAGAGCGUCGCUUGCUGAAAGAACUGGGAUUCUGCUGCCACGUCAAGCAUCCUCACAAGAUCAUUAUCAUGUACCUGCGUCUGCUGGAGGCGGAUAACAACCGCCAGCUGGCUCAAACCUCAUGGAAUUACAUGAAUGAUGCGCUGAGGACGGAUGUUUUUGUGCGUUACUGCCCCGAGACCAUAGCGUGUGCUUGCAUAUGGUUGGCAGCGCGGUUACUAAAGGUGCCUCUCCCAGAACACCCUCCCUGGUACCUGGUUCUGCAAGCUACACAAGAGAGCAUUGAAGACAUUGCUGCUUCUAUACUCAAGUUGUACACCAGAAAGAAGGUCAAACUAGAGGCCCUUGAACAGAAGGUAGAAGAGAUUAGAAGAGAGCAGCAGGAAGCUCGUCUAAGAAGCAAAGCAGUUGCUUCCUUAACUACUCCUCAGGCCAAUGCUACAUUUAGCCCAGCAUCUAGAAAUAACACGCCCAACAAGACAGUCACGUCACCUACAAGAAAACGUUCUUCCUCACCUGACAGAAACUCCGGCAGGAAGCGAAGUGGAAGCAGUGCAAGCCGAUCUAGAAGUCGCAGUCGCAGCCACUCACGCUCGUCCCACCGGCGUUCGAGGAAGAAGCAGCGCCGCGACUCCCGGUCCUCGCGCUCCCACUCCAGGUCCAGGUCCAGGUCGAGAACCAGGUCACGCUCCCACUCCCGCGACAGACACAGAGGCAGCAAGAAGUACUCGAGAACCCCCUCACCCAACGUCACACCACCCCCUCGCUUCACAAAGAAUAAAGACAAAGGACCUAUUGUGAGAUCUAGAUCAAGGUCACACACUCGGUCCCCGCAAAGGAACUACGAGAAGUACGACAGAUUUGAGAAGUAUGACAAGGUUGAGAGAUAUUCCUCAAAGAGUGACAGAUAUGAGAAAAACGACAGAUAUGUGAGGGACGAGAAAGUGAGUAAGUACGAGGCCAAGGAGAAGAGCGACAAAUACUCAAGCAAGUACAGCAGUAAGUUUGACCGGUAUGAAGUUGACAAGAAAAAGUACGACAGGGACGAGAACAAAAAAUAUUACGACAAUGGCUUCGGCAAGCCUCACAAAGCCAAAAAGAAUGGGCGUCACAGAUCGCGAUCGCGGGACAGACGACGAUAGCUAUACCUCACACGUGUUUGAUGCUGCGGCUCGUGUAGGUGCACGCUCCAACCCAGGGACAUUAUAAGAAAUACCUUUAAGUUUUCACAAACCGUUCAUUUUAUUUGCAUAAUUGAAAAGUCCAAGCAUGAGUGUAGAGGUUUGUGUUUUGUGUGUUUGUACAUCCAGGCAUUUGAUUUAGCAAUCAUAAACAAUAUAUUUUUUAUUUCUUUUAUUUUAUAUAUACAGUGGAAUAAGAUACUGAUACAAACAACCAAAAAAAAAAAAAAAAAAAAAACUUUAUGAAAAAUAAAAGACAAGAAAAAAAUGCAUGUACACAAGAAAUAUGCUACUAAGUACUCAUUGGCAUCAUCUCAAUUUUCAAGACAUAUCUUUAAGAUUUUUUUUUCUUUUUUUUUUCUUUUUUCCUCCUUUUUCUCUCUCUUUUUCCACCUUAGCUUGUACACCCAUUUUGGGGGGAAAUUUUUCAUUCUUGAUGUGUGUACCAGUGAAGCAGGAUAGAAAAAAAAAUGGGAAAAAAAACAUAUAAAAAAAAAAUCAGUAUGUGUGUACAGUCUGUUAUUAGGAUGUAGAUGAGAUUAUAUGACUGAGUGUAUGAAUAACACAAAUAAUUAUAUUUAAAGUAUUUUCUAUGACUUCUCAAUAUGAUUUUAAGUUUGGAUAUUCAACUGUGAUGUGUAUAUACUAUUGAAAACUUUGUCAAGUAACUACAUUUAUUUCCUCCGAGGAACAUAAUUCAUAUGUAUAUUCACAUUUUAUGUAGUAGAAAAAAAUAAAAUAUUUUAUUAC
Messenger RNA from Penaeus chinensis, 2835 nucleotides. RefSeq names its product cyclin-L2-like. NCBI's taxonomy places the organism in Eukaryota, Metazoa, Arthropoda, Malacostraca, Decapoda, Penaeidae. The transcript has 9 exons. The record is from RefSeq and is a predicted model, not a curated record. Gene Ontology annotation, molecular function: cyclin-dependent protein serine/threonine kinase regulator activity. Gene Ontology annotation, biological process: regulation of transcription by RNA polymerase II. Gene Ontology annotation, cellular component: nucleus. The coding region runs from base 664 to 2046 and encodes 460 amino acids.